CAGGUUAAGCGUCAUGCAUAAUUCCAGGUACGUACAUGGCUGGUUUUGGCAGGUGAGAUGGAAGGGCAGCAGUAAGCCUUUGUUCACUCGAGGAUUAGCAUAACUGAGGUGGUGGUGGUGGUGGCGGGCAACCUCCUGAGAAUUUAUUAUCAAUAGGCGUGUCGUUGUCCCCGAAGAUGGUUUACAGGGGGGGCAGUGGUAUAAACAUGGCGUUCCAGUGGGCGUCCCCUCUGAUCAACAAAUCCAGCAUUAAUCGAAUGUAAACCAGCCUCAUUGUAAUACUGAUGACGAGGUGUGCUCAGCAUCCAUCACGCGUGGCCGCGUCCAGAAAUGGCGAUGUGAAGCGCCUCGCGAGCCCCAUCAUGCUGACUUUCCACUUGGCGUGGCUCGAGACUCUUGAUGCGGGUCGUUACGGGGCCGAUGCUCAGUUGGAAUAUGUAAACCCGGUGAUGGUCGCCGGCCAGGUGUGUCUUGCUGUCCUCCACUCGGGUCAGACGGGGGCGGGGCGGGGCGGCCCCGAGCCACUACCCCCGCCACCUGCAGAAGGGUGGGCGGUCCUCCCAACACGCCCCCUCCCCGCUACCCCGGCCACCGCCCGCGACUCUCUAAAUCACAGCCUCCAUUUUAAAGCGUGUUUCGUUUUAAAGUUAACCCGUUCAGUGGGUGCCUCUGGAAGGGGGUGCCAAUGGCUCCACCCACUCGCCGCGCCAGCCAAUCCUCAGUGAGAUUUAAACCGGUAAAAAACGCGGGUGGGCUCGACCUGCAGGAAAGAGACGCUUUGAUUGGUUGUUCGCCCGGCGCCAUCGCGCACGCGCCAGUCUUCGAUGACUGAAGAACGCGCGCGGCGGCCACUUGCGUGAAAUUGAAUUUUGUAGCGUGAGUGGAUGCGAGUGAGGAGUCAGUUGUUGUGUGCAGUGAGUGGCGGCGGAGGUGCGUGGCUCCACCGGAUCAAGUCAGCUCCCGUGGCCACACACACUGAGGCCAUCCAUCGAUCCAGCCACUCGUGCGAGGUCCACUAGCCGCCGCCGCUAGAAUGGUGCCACUCAUCGCCGCGACCAACUUUCCCAGCAGUCAGUAGCAGUAGAGACUUUAUCGCUGUGGGCCAUACGCCCUCUCCUGCCCGCCCGCGGCCACACAUGUUCCUCGAAACGCGGGCGCGGUGAGAUGGCCUCGGCGGCUCUCAACUCCGGGCUGCUGGAGGCGCUGGUGUCCCGCGGAGGGGCGGUCAGUCAGGCCGGGGAGGGUCAGUCACCUUCCCCUCACGACCCUUCAGCCGCCCACCACGCUUACCUCCACGCCCACUUCCAGGGUCUCACCUCGCAUUACGGGGGCGGCGGAGACCUCCACGAUAUGUCCACCUCCGGGGGUGACGUGACCACGGAGGAAGAAGACGUGAGCCUCAGCGAGCAUUUCAACAACUACUACAGGAGCAUCGGGGACGACCUGCUAUCAGCUUCAGCCAAAAAGCGGCGCAAGCAAAGCAAACCAGUGCGUCUGCCAACGCCGCAAGGACAGCCGGCAGACCCGUUCCAGGUGAAGGCUGAGGAGUCGCAGUUUGACUCUGAAGUGUCCAACCCUUCAGCAGACGGUGACGAAGCGUACACGUGCCCACACUGCCACAUGAACGCCGCGUCCGACGACGCCUUGCGGCGGCACAUUAUUGAGGAACAUAUCGGGCGUCUUCUCAGUGACGACGAGAUCCGCCAACAGCAACAACAUCAACAACAGCAACAGCAAGAACAGGAACAAGAGCAGCAGCAGCAGCAACAGCAACAGCAGCAGCAGCAGCAGCAGCAGCAGCAGCAACAACAACAACAACAACAACAGCAACAAAGGCAACAAGAACAACAGCAGCAGCUGCAUCACCAUCAACAACAGCAGGAGCAACAACGACAAGAGCAGCAGCAGCAGCAACAGCAGCAACAGCGGGAGAGGCCGAAGGGCGACGACAGCAAUGGGCCGCUCAAUCUGUCUAGUCCCCGCUGGGAAGAGCGUCCUGCCUCACGACCCCGGGAGGAGGACGCCCGCAGCCCUCCGGCAUCCAUACCAAUGCCGCCCUCGUUUGGUGACAUGAAGUUCAGCCUGCCAGGGCUCCUUCCUCUCGGCCCUCCUCCCUUCCUGCUGCCCUUCCUUCAGCAGGCAGAACAUGAGCGCCUCUCCGCCGGCCUGCACGUCGGCUCCCCGUCCUCGUCUUCUGCUCACGGACAGCACAGUCGGAUCUUUAACCAGGAAGCUUACUGCGAUCUGUGCAACAAGGAGUUCUGCAACAAGUAUUUCCUCAAGACUCAUAAGGCAAACAAACACGGCAUAUAUUCACCCGAGAUCAGCAGUUCCCCCACAGGCCUUCCUGCUGGCCACACCACACCCUUGGGUCCCAGUGUGCCCCUAGCCUCGCCGCUGGGUCCAGGAGGGUUCGUGGGGUCACCCUAUGCCGGGGCCUUCAUCGCGGCUAAUAUGACCAACCUUCCGCUCCGGCCUCCGUUGCUGUCGCAAGUCGCCCCUCCCAAGAGCAUGCCCCUCGUCAAGUCAGAGUUUGAUAACGGAGGCAGCAGCAACAGUGUUGCGGGUGUUGCGGGCGGCGGCGGGGGCGGAGGCAGUGGUGUCAGAAGCAGCAGUAGUGGCAGUGGAAGUGGUGGAGGGGGGGGAGGCGGGGGUGGUGGUGGCGGUAGUAGCAGCAGCAGCAGCAGCGGCGGCGGCAGUAAACCCGGAGGUGUCAUCAACCUGGAGGCGUAUUGUGAACUGUGUCAAAAGGAAUUUUGUAACAAAUACUUUUUAAAGCGCCACAAAUCAAAGAUCCACGGAGUAAUCAUCGACGUGGUCACCAAACCCAAAAACCCAACCCACAUGGUAGCCCCGGACAGACCCGAGGGCUGGUGCGAUGCCUGCCGAAGGGACGUUGGGGGCCGCGCCGCCCUCAACGCCCACAAGCUGCAGGUGCACGGGCCUCACAUCGUGGCACCGCUUCCUUCACCUCAUAAUAGUUCUCCACAAACCACGAGGAAUCCCAGAACGCCCACGCCCAAAGACGCCCGCAAGGAUGGACAGGAACACAGGGAACUGCGAGACUACUUCAGCCCCUGGGAAGUCUUCAGGGACUCUCGGGAGGCUGGCAGGGAACUGUGGGAGUCUGCGAAGGAUGCAAACGAAUCAGCGAGGGAUCAAACUAGAAGCACCUCUGCCAGGAGCCCCUGGGAUCGACCCUUGGGCUCACCUUGGGACACCGUGAAAGUUCCAGAAGUCCUCAAGGAAUCGUCUAAGGAAGCCAUUCUCAGGGGCGACCACUGGAGUGAACCCAGCAACAGUGAGCACCAGAGUCUCCGCGACGACCGAGCGGCGCUAGUACAUUUCAAUCGCUUAACAAACUCCCACGAUUUCCCCCUUGACGCACGUGAGUCGCAGUCCAUAAGGGAACAGCAGCGGGAGUGGGAGGCGCAGCAGCAGCGGGAUCUGGAGCACCAGCAGCGUGACCGUGAACGCGUGCGGCAGCAACAAAAGCAGGAGCAGCAACAGCGGCAGGACAUGCAUUACCGCGAACAAGACAGAGAAUUCGAACGAGAACUCCAGGAGAGAGAACUCGACGGCUGGGGCCAAGAGCGAGAACAAAACCUUUACAGAGAUAAUCAGAUGGAAAUGGAGCAGUACGAACAGCAGGAGAAGGAACGGGAAGCAGAACAGCAGAGACGUGCCAUUAAGAGAGAAGCAGAGACUGAAAACUCUUGUGAGACAUCUUUUCAUGAAGGUGAAGAGGCGAUGCAGUGCCAUCAGAACGAGCAGCCUGAUGAGCAGCGAGGAGAGGCGGAGAGAAUGGAAGAACGGCAGCUGCAGAAAAACUCCGCGCCUCAGCUUGCAGAGGAGCACAAGAUGGGCGGCCCUGACGACACUGAAGGCCUUAAGGAACGUCCAAAAUCUCGAGAGGCAACUCGAGGAAGUAACGAUGAGAAAGAUUACGGUGAAAAGGAACCAGAGAGAAAAGAUCCAACUUCUGGGAUCCGCGAGGCGAGAGACGGCACUCGGGAGGCGGAGCAGGAGAGAGAAGCCAAGUCGGCAGGUCGCGACGGCUGCCUGGAGAGUCGAGAGACAUUCCGCGAAGGCCACAGAACCCCUGGCAGCAGCAGUGCAGAUGAAAGUUCGAGGGAUACAGGCAUCAUUGCUCGCGUGGGCCAGCCCGCCAUGGUACAGGCGCCUCCGGGAACAAAGUUCACUCCUGAGCAGUUGCGGCAACUUGGUGUUAUCAACCCUGACGCCUUUUGCGAGCUGUGCUGCAAAGAGUUUUGUAAUAAGUAUUUCCUCCGCACACACCGCAUUAAAAAACACGGAAUUUACACACCAGAAUUUUCAGAAAGAUCAAAAGCCUCUCACUCGAAGGAAAAUUCCUCGCUGAAUCUAACGAGACUCCUUGACCGACAAACUCUUGACGUCCGCCCUCCCAUGCCGGACGUCGAGGGUGACCUGGAGUGUGAGAUCUGCCGUCGAACCUUCCCCAGCCCUUACCUCCUUCAGAUGCACAAGUAUUACUUCCACGGGCCGGGACAAGAAGCUAUCUCACCCCAGGAGCCGCCGCUCACCCUCCACCCCCACCCCCUGCCUCACGAACAGCUGCGCCAGUUGGCCCUCCACGCCCAGCAACAGGCCCGGAGCCAGCAGACCCACCAGAAGAGAAUACAUGAACAGCAGAGACGCCUUCAGGAGCAGCAGAGGCGCCUCCAGGAACACCAGCAAAGGUUACAAAAGCAUCACCAACAACAGCAAGAGGAGCAGCGCGAGGCAGCCAGCCAUGAGGAGAGGUCUCAGGCGGAUGAGGGCGGGGCGUCCAGGGCCGAGGACCCGCCGCGUCCUUCAGUCAUCGAGUCUGCAGGAUCCGGGGAGUCGGACGCAAGCGAAGACCUCCGAAAGCUCCAGUCGAUGAUACUACAAUUAAACCGGCAAGAUGAAGUGAGCGUGCGGUGUCGCGUGUGCAGCAAGGAGCUGGGAAACAAAUACUUCCUGCGCGCACACAUGAUGACAGAGCACGGCGUUCUUGGCCACGACGAGGUCUCGGGCCCACCCAGCGAGGGAGCACAAACACCCAAGACCCCCAAGGAGGCCACGCUGAAGAUAUCGCCGCCAUCCACACCUCUGUCUGCAGAAAAUCAAGCGUUUUGUAGCAUUUGCAAAAAAGACUUCUUCUCCCGCUACAUUCUACAGCAGCACCUGCUGAGCGCUCACGGCGUGUUUACCCCGCCAGCGCCGCCCACUUCCUUCAUGGAGCGCAUCAAGGCGGAGGUGGAAGGGCGGGAAGAACGGAAGCCGCAGUCUACUUCAAGGUCCUACUGUGAGAUCUGCAACAAGGAGCUUUGCAAUAAAUAUUUCAUGAAGACGCACAUGCUGAAGAUGCACGGCAUUAACGUGGAGAACGGGGUGACAGGAGGCGUGACGUGUGACUUGUGCAACAAAGAACUUUGUAGCAAGUAUUUCCUCCGCGUGCACAAGCAGAACACACACGGCAUGGUGGAGGAAGGGCGUGAAGGAGACGAAGGUAUCAACAAGUUUGAGAUCGAGCUUUGUCCAUUGUGUCCACGUCGCUUCAAAAACCGUAAAUGGCUCAAGACCCACCUCACCAGCGACCACGACGAGGCGGGAAAGGAGAAGUGGCGGGAGAUGGAGGCAUCGUGGAAGGAAGCUCCCCCGCAGCCUCAAGGCCCAACCUGUGUGCUGUGUGGCCACGUGGUGUCCGACAUGGUGGCCCUCCAGCUGCACAUCAUCAAGGUUCACAGCCCGCAGGACGUCGCCACGGACCGAGACUCACGAACGUCCCCAGAUGAAAGCAAGGAAGAGGCGUUAAAAUGUUCGUUUUGUCCUUUCACGGCACCUAACCCGGCACUGCUGUUCGCGCACUCCCGAAACCACGUCCCUGGAGUGUCUGGCUUCCCCAGCGUCCUGAGCCAGACCCUGCCGUGCUCCCUCUGCCCUCAGGUCUUCACUGGACUGGAGACUUACCAGAACCACCUGCUGCAGCAUCAUCUCCAGGGACUGUUUAAGCCUAUGCUAGAGAAAGAGAAUAACCAGGAAGAACUCAAAGCCCCUCCCUCACCAGAGGCUCCCACAGAAAGCACGGCGGGGGCCACAUCCAAGACCCUGCGCCGCCGAAAGCGGUGGCGGUGUUCCCAGUGCGGGCGACGGUUCAAGUCCCGAACGCUGUGUCUGGCGCACGUACACGCUACGCACAACCCUCGCGCCCGAGGCACGUGGCUUGGCCGGCCUGCGGUCCACCGUCGGCUGUACAAGUGUCGCAAGUGUGGCGCCAUGGCCUCGCGCCUGACUGAUCUAAGGCAACAUAUUCGUGAGCAGCAUCAGUCCGGGGAAGGCGUCCCUACCUCGCACGCCACACCCACCAAGCCCACGAGUGCCGGCCGCUUCGUGAUGCAGCCCUUCCUGCUGAAUGAUGGCAGAGGCGGCGAGGACGGACAGGGACAGGAGGGGCAGUGCGACGAGCGGCAGUUCGUGCCGUCACUGGUGUAUCUCCCCGUGGCGCGCCGUGUCCACCACCCCACUCACCGUCUCCUUCAGUCUCACGCCCGCGUGAACACCGCGCCGCCAGGCGCUCCACAUCUCAGGGUCUCACACUUCUACAAGUACAAUCACUGGAAGGUUGGAUCCUGGCGGCGGUACAGGCCAGGGUCCAGCACGAAGGGUCUCCGGGGCCCGCUGGCUCUCAGCCACACAGGUGCUACGAGCCCGUGCCAGUUCCCCGCGGCACCGUGGGCAGAAUACGAAACGGGCAGUGGCGAAAAGGGCCAGCGACACGUCACUUGUUCUUAUAUCACUGUACCUCAGUACCAAUCAAAACCGGAUGCGUCGCCCGCCACUCAGGUCCUCGCUCACGUGCCUGGGAGUGAGUGGGGGGCGGUCCGGGUAAUGCGGGCGCGGGCACGGGCGGGGGUGUUGGCACGUGGCCAACAGUAUGCGAUAUCAGGUGCUUCCUCCACUGCCUGCCUCAUGGAACAGUUCACCACGCCUGCUAAACACAGCACAACGCAGAGCCCACGCCUGCCCACACACCGACACACGAUGAAGACAUUCCUGUUAUGCUCGCACGACGCGGCUGCUCGGUGACGGUGAGUGCAGGUCGGCGGGGGAUGCACCACCCGAGGGGCCUUUCCCUGCCUGCCGCCCGCGCCCUGCAGUCAGGGAUUUAAUAAGAAUUCUUUACUUAUAUUAAGUAAUAAGUAAUUACAUUAAUAAGAAUACUAUGGUGAUCUAAAUAUAAAUAUAUAUAUAUACAUAUAUAUAUUAUACCCAAUGCGUAUGCCUGUGUACAUCAGUGUUGAAACAAUGUCCCACAUACAUAUAUAUUCGAUAGUGUGAACGGUUUCCUGUGUAAUGUACAUCGUCACCGUAACUUUAAAGGACAUUUAGUGUUAAUUAAAGGAGCAACAAACUGCACGUGUGUGUGGGCGCGUCCGAGCCUCUGCAGGGGUGUGGCGGCGCCCCCGCAGCACGAGGCGUCUCCGUCAGGCACGCAGCCUCACCCCCUCCCUCCCCAUGCCCCCCGCGGCGCGGCUCAGCUCACCCUUGUCCGCGUCGCCACAUAGACAUCAGGUUGUGACUUUAUUUCGCACUGUGAAAACUGUUCCCUGCAGCACCGUCUGCAUUGCCGUGAUGUCCCUGCAGCAUCGCCGGUGCUGUUCUGUGCCCCUCGCUGUGUUGUGUCAAAGUGUUGAUAAUGCACCACGCAGACUUGAGUGAGGUGUGUGUGUGUGUGUGUGUGUGUGUGUGUGUGUGUGUGUGUGUGUGAUGCAGCCGAGGGGGCAGACGGGGUGGUGCUCCUCUUCACGGCACAGUCAGCACCGGCCACGGAAGGGCAACGCGAGGGAGUGAAGCACGCGGGGAGCCUCUUCCCUCCCCGCUGGCCGCACCUCAGUACGCUCUCCCGCCAGCCCACCAUCCCGCCCCGCAUCCCCGUGUGGCCCUCCAGGACUCUCCCAGUUUGUGUGUGAACAGACUGCCGUUUAGCACAACGUGAGGGCUCACCUGACCUUCGCUUCACCUUGCUUUAAAUGGUGUUGAGAGCAGUGUUACCUGAGAGGAGAAGUAACAGGACUAAGAUGACCAGGAGGAGGAGGAGGAGGAGAAGAAAACGUGUUUGUGCCAUAGAGUAUUUGUUCGUCACAUUCUCUGUCUAGUCAAAUCUGGUAACUCAAUAUUUAUCCCAUAAGUGUUUUUAACUGAAUUUAUUAGUGGAUACAAAUGAAUUAAUGGAGAGGUCUGUAAGUAAGAAAGUCUAUUGAGGAGAAAGAUAUAUUAUUAUUAUUAUUAUUAUCAUUAUUAUUAUUAUUAUUAUUAUUAUUAUUAUUAUUAUUAUCAUUACUGUCAUCAUCAUUUUACUUACUGCUUAGCUAGAAGAAGAAGAAGAAGAUAAAGAAGAAGAAGAAGAAGAAGAAGAAGAAAAAGAAGAGCAGGAAAUCGCUACACGGAGGCUGUUCCGAUAGAGAUUCAUUCCCAUGAUAAUAAUUUUCAUGUCUAGUCAGCAAGUCUCAUGUUACGU
Scylla paramamosain (green mud crab) is the source of this 8524-nucleotide messenger RNA. RefSeq lists its product as uncharacterized. Bases 1165 to 7092 code for a protein of 1975 amino acids. The record is from RefSeq and is a predicted model, not a curated record. The transcript has 2 exons. Lineage: Eukaryota; Metazoa; Arthropoda; Malacostraca; Decapoda; Portunidae.